CUGUCCUGAACACUAUUCCAGAACCACGACACUGGGGGUAGAUCUCGCCCAUUGACCUCGAAAUACUGCCACCGAUAAGGCAGACUAGUCGUCCGUUCUCUCACACCUCACUGAGUGCUGCCAGGGCCUCUAAGCCGGAAAAAAGAUCGAGGUCUUCAACACUUGAAAUCGACAAGAUGACUGCCAUUGAAGAUCCCACGGGCGAAUAUGCCUUCCUUUCGAAGCUCCUCCAACAUAUGGAUCGCCAUCUCAUCUUCCCUCUACUCGAACAUCAAACCAGCUCUGAAGACAUCUCACAGCAAAGAUACGAUGACCUCAAACUUGCCAUCUUCAACCUCCUCAAGAACACGAAUAUGAUUGAUUAUGUCGGCAGCCUGUACAAAGAAAUCCACAAGUCGGAGAAUGUGCCUACAGAGUACGCGAAGAAGAGAGAGGAAGUUCUGAACAAUCUUGCAAAGUUCGAAGAAGAAUCCUCCCACCUCACAAACCUUCUCAACGACGAGGCUGUCACGUCUCAACUACGUAGCGACAAAGUCGCCAACUUGAAAUUCCUCGAAGAACAGCAUGGUGUAACUCAACAGAUGGUAGACAACCUCUACGACUUUGGCCGGUUCCGUUACGAAUGUGGUCUCUACCCCGAGGCGGCUGAUUUGCUCUACCGAUUCCGAGUGCUCUCCACCGACAACGACAAAGUUGUCAAGGCCACGUGGGGUAAGCUGGUGUGUGAAAUCCUGGGCGAAGAAUGGGAAAGCGCACUUGAAGAAGUCGAAAAGGUCAAGGAGCAUAUCGAGACCAGACUUUUCAACAACCCACGGGCGCAAUUAACGGCUCGAGAAUCGCUUGUCCAUUAUGCGCUCUUCCCAUUUUUCAACUACGAACCUGCCCGCGAAAAGCUCACCGAAAUGUUCUUCUCUCCUCCAUACAUCAGCUCCAUUCAGACCGUCUGCCCCUGGAUCCUGCGGUAUUUGGCUGCAGCCGUCAUUACGAACCGUGGUCGGCUCAAUAACUCUCACAACUACCAGAAACAACUGAAGGAUCUGGUCCGAGUUGUCAAGCAAGAAAUCUACGAAUACCAAGAUCCCGUGACAGAGUUCGUCAAGGCGCUCUAUGUCGAUUUUGACUUUGAAGGCGCACAGAAGAAGCUCUCUGAGGCCGAGGGUAUUCUGCGAGGAGAUUUCUUCUUGGGGUCAUCUACAGAUGCAUUCAUGGAUUCGGCUAGACACCUCAUUUCAGAAAGUUACUGCAAGAUUCAUCAGAGAAUUGAUAUUAAGGAUCUCUCGACCCGGUUGGGUCUGUCUCAAGGUGAAGGCGAGAAAUGGAUUGUCAACCUGAUUCGGGACACAAGAGUGGACGCAAAGAUUGAUUAUCAAGCUGGCACCGUGGUGAUGAACCAUCCUCCGCAGAGCGUGUAUCAACAGGUGAUCGAAAAGACCAAGGGCGCUUUCUUCCGUACGCAAGUGCUCAGCGCCGCCGUUGCCAAGUGAAGUGUAGGUGAGAAUGGUGAAUGAGGAACCGGAUAGAGAGGAAAAGAACAGCCGGACCUCGAACGCAAUUACUAUUGAUUUCAGCAAGACCAAAUCAGAGGAGCUUAAGCUCAUUCAGUCAAUAGAUGCCGGGGCCCAACUCCCACAACGCAGAAAACUGGGGCGAAGAGUUGAGCAAACAAUUACGUCGUGAGACGGAGAUCUCUUAUCCAGCCGAGAGGAUGAUGAUGGGUCAAGCUGUAAUUGUGUCGAGGGGGGAAACGAGGCCGGAACUCGGGCGCGGAAUGUACAGCAUGAUUGAUACCCGUGAAACUGCUUCAUGAGCUACGGAAAUGAGUUAGAGCUAGAAACAAAAGCAUGGAAAGGGGUUGGCACCAUGAUAUGUUGGACUUGUCAAUUCAUGCUGUCCCCCCCAAAGCCAGAAAAUGAAGAUGCCAUGAACAAAAG
Exophiala oligosperma is the source of this 1931-nucleotide messenger RNA. RefSeq lists its product as uncharacterized. Gene Ontology annotation, biological process: translational initiation. The transcript is spliced from 2 exons. The coding region runs from base 177 to 1484 and encodes 435 amino acids. Lineage: Eukaryota; Fungi; Ascomycota; Eurotiomycetes; Chaetothyriales; Herpotrichiellaceae. Gene Ontology annotation, cellular component: eukaryotic translation initiation factor 3 complex; cytoplasm; nucleus. The record is from RefSeq and is a predicted model, not a curated record. Gene Ontology annotation, molecular function: translation initiation factor activity.